Messenger RNA from Drosophila ficusphila, 2443 nucleotides. RefSeq lists its product as uncharacterized. The transcript has 3 exons. NCBI's taxonomy places the organism in Eukaryota, Metazoa, Arthropoda, Insecta, Diptera, Drosophilidae. The record is from RefSeq and is a predicted model, not a curated record. Bases 351 to 1841 code for a protein of 496 amino acids. Gene Ontology annotation, molecular function: protein binding.
UCCAUUGAAAUCGGUUGUGUGCUGCGCGCCAGUGAAAAAUCCCCAAAGCAAUAUAUUAUCACCGCAAAAAGCGGCUACCCAAACAAAACAAAAACACAGAGCAUUGCCAAAUAAAAACAACAGAGACACAGACAAAAUGGACAGACAAACCGUCAAUUGAAAACAAAUAGUACAAUGAAGUUUUAUUUUUGGAUCAGUUGGACUCUCGGCAAGUAAAGAGAUUUUGUGCGCCCCAACUAAACUGUGAAAAGGAAAACAGUUUCCCACAAGUUUAACAACAAAUUAAAGAUAUAUAUACUCUGAUAUAUAUUUAAUAAAUUUUUGGACUUUGAUCGAAGUGCUCACGUGAGAUGGCCAAGUUAAUAUUAUUGUUAUUAUGCUGCUCCCGUUGGAUUCUCAACUCAAGUGCUCUACCCAUUAUCGAUCCUGAUGAACAGAAUGAAGCUCUGGUUGAGCUGUGUCCACCGGACAGUCACCGGGAUUUCCUGGGAGAUUUCCUGGGAGAUUGCCAGUGUCUGCCUUGCGAGAAGGAUUUCCCUGUUUGCGACAAAGUCUUGGUGGAGGUGGACAAGGGAAAUGGACUGCCCGGAAGCUGUUGUCCUCGAUACGAAUGUCGAGAUGUAGAACCCAUCUGCGAUGAUGCAAAAAUGAGGUUCUAUAAAAACAAGUGCACCGUGUGCGAUCCGUGCGAACCUCAUAUUGUGCAAUGCAAGGAAAUCUGUCAAUUGGAGGAACACUUAACCAAUUGUUUAACCGAUGAUGGAGAUUUCAAAGAACUUUACGAAGUCUGGACCGAGAAUAAUGGAUGCAAAACGUGCACUUGUCUGGGUGAUAAUGAUACAUCCUGUCAAACGCAUCAAUGCGCUCAAGUUUCGUGCACCAAUCCCAUUUCGGUGGAGGGUCAAUGCUGUUUAAUUUGCCCGGAGGAACUGGAUGAGAAUGGCUUUUAUUAUGGCCACUUGCCGAUGGGUGGCACCACCAAGGGUCCUCAAAUUAUGGAGGGAGAUUCAAGUGCCGAGGAGGAAACUACAGCAACAGAAAAUACGACUCUCAUUUCGACUACGAGCGAAACCUCCACUGCAUCCACUGAAAGUUCCACAUCCACUUCGGUUUCAAGCGAUUUAUCCAGUAAAGCUACUAACUCUACUUCAUCAGUGGAGGUUUCCUCGCCAAUUCCGGCUACAACGGAAUCCUCAAGUUCAGCUAAGACGAAUGUGGAAUCCACUACUGAACCUGUCGUAAUAAUAGUUACUUCGGAAUCGCCGGAUCUCAAAGAUCUCACAGAAAUCGAUGUGGAAACUUCAAGUUCCGAUUCUACAAUAGAAACUACAACAAAUCUAACCACAACCAACGAAUCAGAUUCAGAAACUACCACAGAUUCAAGCACACCAAUCGAACCCGUAACUUCCACAGAGGAUCAUAUUACCGAAACUGAUUUUAUUUCUGAGACCACCAAUGACAAAAAGAUUGAGAAACCCACUGAGGACGAGCGAAAUGCAGUGAACUAUUCAGUGGUAACCGAUUAUCCGAUUACCCAUCAGCCAGCCGCUGUUGCUCCCGAAUCCACCAGCCAGGUCAAGGAUCUCGACGAUAGCGAAGACCUCUACAACAAAUCUGCCUUCAAAAAUGAUAUAGAAGUGCCGCAGGAACAAAUCAAAACCGAUUUCACCUGGGUUUACUUACUGUCUGGAUGUAUCCUAGUGUUUGUUUUCUUUUUAAUUAUCUGGGCAUAUAGGAACUAUUUCGAGAGCAAAAAAAUCAAAUACGACGCGGACUCCACAACCACUGUAACCAAACAGCCCCGUGAGAGUGUUGCACUCCUCAAUCCGGUUCGAAAGUGAAAUGAUACGAGUGAAAACGAAGCAUUAGUUGUGAUUCCUGCACAGAGAAAAUCAUAGUAUCAGUUUCAGGUUGCCAUCUCAGUUUAUCAUAAUAUUUAAAAAACAAACGAAAACAAAAUCAUAACAUUUUUGACAUGCCACAGAUAGAAACUAUUUGAAUACAAAAAGAUAUUUUUUCUCUGUGUGAUUUCCACCCUCCCGCAGACUGAUUUUUGAUCUUGAAAUGCUUUCGCCUAGCUUCAGCUAGGGAAAAUUAUACCAAAAUAGUGGAAGAAGUCUGCAUGUUAAUAAUACUUAGUAAAAAGAAAACUAAAUUCGGUGUCAGUCAAGAGAGCAGAGUCAAUUGAUAUCACAGAAUUUAGGGACAAUCCACAGACAUUGAAUGAAGCCGAGCCGAUCGAUCAAUGACGACCCUUGCUAGCUAUUUAGAUUUACGUUAUGCUCAAAUCAUUAAGUAAGGCGAUUAGGUCAAGCGUUAAGACAAACUACGUUAAUGUGAUAGUUUUAAAUAGCUAAAGUGAGUAAAUCAUUUUAGGAACACAAAUGUUAAUGUAAUUGGAAAGUAUUAGUAGGAAACUCUUUAGUUUGAUUGUAAAUUAUGA